GGGAAGGAGAAGGGAAGGGCCGCGCCGUGGCGCUGCGGCGUCGCGGAGGCCCGCUGCUCGUCCCGUCCCGACCCGACCCGGCUCGCCUCAGCUCGGCUCGGCCGGGCGGUGCGUGCGUGCGUGGGGGCCGCGGCGGGCAGCGGGGCCGCGGCUGGGGAGGAGCGCGGGGCCGCCGCGGCGGGAGGAGGAGGAGGAGGAGGAGGAGGCGGCGGCGGCAGCGGCGCUCCCCUCUCCGGCGGGACAAAGGGCUGUGGGCGCGCAGGAGCCAUGGGCCGGCUGCCGCGUUAAGGAGCAAUCCCCGGCCGGAGGGGCGAGGAGGAAGGCGGCCGGUGCUCCCCUUCCCUGCGGCUGGAGAUGGAGCCGGCGGCGCGGCCGAGCGGGGAUAUCCUGAGGCGGAACCCGCAGCAGGACUACGAGCUGAUCCAGCGGGUGGGGAGCGGCACCUACGGCGAUGUCUACAAGGCUAGAAAUCUUCAUACGGGAGAACUGGCUGCUGUAAAAAUAAUCAAGUUAGAGCCUGGAGAUGACUUUUCAUUGAUACAGCAAGAAAUAUAUAUGGUUAAAGAAUGCAAACACUGCAACAUAGUCGCCUAUUUUGGGAGCUAUCUCAGCCGUGAGAAGCUGUGGAUAUGCAUGGAAUACUGCGGUGGGGGAUCCCUCCAAGAUAUUUACCAUGUAACAGGACCUCUGUCAGAGUUACAAAUUGCAUAUGUAUGCAGAGAAACUUUACAGGGUCUUGCUUAUUUGCAUAUGAAGGGCAAAAUGCAUAGAGAUAUAAAGGGUGCAAAUAUUCUACUAACAGACCACGGAGAUGUCAAAUUAGCUGACUUCGGUGUAGCAGCAAAAAUAACAGCCACCAUUGCGAAGAGGAAAUCAUUUAUCGGUACCCCUUACUGGAUGGCUCCAGAAGUUGCAGCGGUGGAAAAGAACGGUGGAUAUAACCAGCUCUGCGAUAUCUGGGCGGUUGGCAUAACAGCGAUUGAACUUGCAGAGCUUCAGCCACCCAUGUUUGAUCUUCACCCGAUGAGGGCUUUGUUUUUAAUGUCAAAAAGUAAUUUUCAACCGCCAAAGCUAAAGGAAAAAGCAAAAUGGUCAUCAACAUUCCAUAAUUUUGUCAAAAUAGCACUUACAAAAAAUCCAAAGAAGAGACCGACAGCAGACAGACUCCUUUCUCAUAGCUUUGUAGGGCAGCCUGGUCUGUCAAGAUCUUUAGCAGUUGAGCUGUUGGAUAAAGUUAAUAAUCCUGACAACCAUACACACUACAGUGAAGUUGAUGAUGAUGAUUUUGAGCCUCACUCCGUUAUCCGCCAUACAAUUCGUUCUACGAACAGGAACAUUAGGGCAGAAAGAACAGCAUCAGAGAUAAACUUUGAUAAGCUGCAGUUUGAGCCCCCUCUACGGAAAGAAACAGAAGCUCGGGAUGAAAUGGUUGUGGCAGCUGGAAGUGACUUUGCUUCGCAUUGGAAUCCUUUUGUUGAUGGUGGAAGCAGCAAGGGACUGCUUACAAAAUUUGGCGAUGGGAGUGAAGAUGUUGAAGAGUCAACACUAAAGCGAGCAGGGCCACCUCCGCUACCUCCUAAGCCGAGAAUAAACAGUUAUCCUGAGGAAAACCUCCCAGAUGAUGAGAAAUGUCAGACGAUAAAACAUUUCCCAGACUCGCAGAGCAGAGCCCCACCAGCUCACAGGAGACAAAGUAUCCCUGUUUGCGGACCUCAGACUGAUUCUUCCCCCGUUGGUAUGACCAGCAGCAUCAGUAGCCCUGGAUUGCUCACAGCUAGAUACAGUGACUUAGGAAAUGGGGAUGGCAUGCUGAAACUCAUUGAAGAAAAUGCAGAAGGGUCUGGACAAAUCCCUCAACUGCCACGUAAAAAAGAGAAAAGAGAUUUUCCUAAGCCAGCAAUCAAUGGUUUGCCACCAACACCAAAGGUGCUGAUGGGAGCAUGUUUUUCCAAAGUCUUUGAUGGUUGUCCUUUGAAGAUUAAUUGUGCAACAUCAUGGAUACAUCCAGAUACUAAAGAUCAGUACAUUAUCUUUGGCACGGAAGAAGGUAUCUAUACUUUGAAUUUGAAUGAGCUUCACGAAGCAACAAUGGAACAGUUAUUUCCCCGAAAGUGCACCUGGCUGUAUGUUAUUAAUAACACCUUAAUGUCCUUGUCAGGGAAAACUUUCCAGCUCUACUCCCAUAAUUUAAUAGCUUUGUUUGAACAAGCCAAAAAAACAGGAUUAGCUGCUCAUAUUCAAACCCAUAGGUUUCCUGACAAAAUAUUACCAAGGAAGUUUGCCUUAACGACAAAGAUCCCUGAUACAAAAGGAUGCCACAAAUGCUGUAUAGUACGAAAUCCAUACACAGGACACAAAUACCUGUGUGGUGCAUUGCAGUCUGGAAUUGUUCUACUACAGUGGUAUGAGCCAAUGCAGAAAUUCAUGUUAAUAAAGCACUUUGAUUUUCCUUUGCCAAGCCCUUUGAAUGUGUUUGAAAUGCUAGUGAUACCGGAGCAGGAGUACCCGAUGGUCUGCGUAGCUAUCAGUAAGGGUACUGAACCAAAUCAGGUAGUUCAGUUUGAGACAAUCAACUUGAACUCUGCUUCUUCAUGGUUUACAGAAAUUGGUGCAGGCAAUCAGCAGUUAGAUGCCAUUCAUGUAACACAGCUGGAAAGAGACACUGUCCUAGUCUGCCUGGACAAAUUUGUGAAAAUUGUGAAUUUACAAGGGAAAUUGAAGUCAAGCAAGAAAUUGGCCUCCGAGCUGAGCUUUGAUUUCCGCAUUGAGUCAGUGGUGUGCCUUCAAGACAGUGUGCUGGCCUUCUGGAAACAUGGCAUGCAGGGCAAAAGCUUUAAGUCAGAUGAAGUUACCCAAGAGAUAUCAGAUGAAACCAGGGUUUUCCGCUUACUGGGAUCAGACAGAGUGGUAGUGUUAGAAAGCAGGCCAACAGAAAAUCCGACUGCACACAGCAAUCUCUACAUCUUGGCUGGACAUGAAAAUAGUUACUAAGCAACAGUAACCUAACGCGAAUAACAGAGUGAAUUUGCCACAUGAGGAACAAAGAAGCAUUAGGAAAUGCAGUACAAGCGGGACUGUGACUUACUGUUUCUUUUCUUGACACGUAAAUGAUGUUCUUUUAGGGUGGAUAUCAAUACAUUUUUGCAGCUGGGAACAGCUGGUUCUGUCUCUUGCCACUGUGUGGUUGGUUAUAUCGAGUUUGCUUAAUAAAAGCUAUGAGAUAAAUAGCCCUUUACUCAUUAGUUAUAGGGAAACAGAGCCUUUAAGAAAAUGUUAUGCAGUAAAGGUGCCAUAAACUGUUAAAUAUUUUACUUCCCUUGGAUUUUCCUUACAUUCUGUAGAUAUAGAUAUAGUGCUGGCUGUUUCCCUGUUUUAUACUGAGUCUUAUUCUUAAUAAAAAAGAUUUGUGUAGGAAGUGAAAGUAUCUGCAAAGCUUUUUGGUUUUAAAUCUGCCAUUCGGUAUGGCUUUGUAUAAUAGACUAUUUAAUCCUUAUUUAUUAAUCUGCUGCUAGAAUGGUGUAAUGUAUCUAACGUUUAGCAAAGGAAGGUUGCAGAGCAGCUUACGAUUUUUUUUUUACAAUUGUAUAAAGAUUUGAUUAUUCUUUUUUCUUGUAGGGAUGUAGUGCAUUAUUGAGGGGUAUGUUACAAUGUUGGUUGAUCUUGUAAAAAUGCAGUUUUGUACAACAAAGUAUUUUGUAUUGAUUUUCUGCCUGCAGAGUUGCCAUAAAAGGGAUUUUCGUAUUUACUAGAUGUAGGGUGUGUGUACACAAAAUAUAAUAUUGAUAUCAGACACGUUGCUACUGGGUGGGUGUGUACAAUAUACGUGUGUGUGUGUGUGCAUGUGCGUAUGUGUGUUAAGUUGACCGGCAGUGUGUAUUUUUUAUAUAUAUAUAUAUAUUUAUAUAUAUAUAAAAAUGUACAAAAUAUAUAUGCUUUAUUUUCAUAAAUUAGGGAUAAGCCUUGUGACGUGAAAUGGAAAUUGUACCUGGUCAUCAUCCUUAAUGAAUGAAAGUAUCAUGUAUCCAACUGCCCAUGACGUAUAGUUUAUUUAUACUAUUCCAGAGGGGAGCCUAUAGUGAUAACUGAGCUUAUGAGCUUUUUUGUUUGUACAGCCAUCCAGCUGCUGUCAGUCAGACAGUUGUUUGGUAAUGGUUAUUUCCCCAGCUGUGUAGUAUAAAUAAAUAUGAUAAGAAGCAGUAUUCUAUAUUAAAGCUUUUGAUCACUUUUUCCCUUUCCCUAUUUUAAGUUUGUCACCUGCAUUUUUCUUUCUCUUUUUGUUUCUCUAUUAAAGAGUCACAUCGGUUCCUUUUGUCUUCCUCAUUAAUUACAAUUCUUGAGGUACCAUUAAAUAUAAAUAUAGACUGACUACAGGAUAGCAUCUGGUUUUACUACCUCACAUUAACCUGCUAGCUUUGAUGUAAGUAAACACAGUCCAUAGGCAGAUACAGUAGCAGUUCAUAAACAUUUGAAUUGAGGUAUUUUUAAAUGAAACCCUACAGCAUACUGCUGCCUGUUCCAUUUCUGUGAUCUGCUACCCUAGGAAAGACAGGUCAGAAGCUUCACACGUCAUUUUAAUAAAGCAGUAAAGGUAAGUGUGUUACAGUGGCUUGGCCUGUCUGAUGGCUCUGCUGACACAGCGGAGCUGGAGUGGUUUGAUCUUUAACGUGCAACCUGAGGAAUGGGGCACUGGGUUGUCUGCUUAGGCAUCAGACUACGUGAUUCAUAAUUUAACAUUGACGGAAUUAACUCAGCACACGUGAUGACUCAGUAAUGUCUUUUUGUUACUAGGUACAGCUGGAGUUUUAUGUUGUUCUGAAGGUCUGGAAGGAAAAAUAGACCUGCACAGAAUUUAGCAUUUUAUCCACUUAGCAUUGUCAUUCAAAACUAAUUCUUGUUAUUGACUUGAUACUUAAGUCAAGCUUUUCAGUUCUGAAACUGUGUCAAAGUUUAAUAAGUAGUAAGUGUACAGAUAAAAAUCAGUCCAUAAACAAUGUAUUGAAAAUGUUUUAAGUGGUCAGCUGUAAUUGGAUCAGCAGUGUUAAAAGUGGGACAUGUAAUUUUUGUGUUUUAAAGAAAUCAAGUUUCUAGUACUGAAAUUACUUCUCCAUAGGUUAACAGUGAUUGAUGAUUAACCCUUGAGUGGUAUAACUCCUAGUCUACAAAGACUUCAAAAUGAAAAUGAAGACAAAGUGAAGCACCAGGUGUAGAUGUAGAGCAAAUGCUUUCACUUAACUUACCUCAUUCACUGCAAACAUAAUUUUGGCAUCAUCUUUGAAAACACUUAAAGAAGAUCUCUAAAAGACUAGAGAAAUCUGUAAAUAAAAUAUGAAUAUUUAUGGGGAGUAACUGGAGUAAAUAACUGUUAGGUCAUGACACUGUCAUGCACAAGUAAUGAACUGAAAGUAUUUUUCUUUGAAUGACAUGAAUGACUGGUGAUUUGCUGAAUCCUAAAAGAUGAUUCUAGGAAAGUCCUCAUUUAAUCAAACCUCCUUUUUUAGCUGUUAAAGCAUUUCUAAUGGCAUAUUCUGAAAUGCUUUGUCUGGUCUGGUUUUUUAGACAGUGGCAUUUUUGGCAUGAUCUGCAAGAUACUGUUUCCUAGUGUAAAACCUCACUCGUUACUCUUAGUGGAGUAUAGCACAACGGAUUUGCAUGUUUCAUAGCUGGACCGGCCAGUCUCGGUGACUCUGACUAGUAUAAUUUGUAUUUGUUAGACUGUUUAAGUUAGUCUGGUAUUGUCUGUAUCUUUGUAUGUUUUUGUGACAUUUCAACCAGGGUUGAGAAAGCCUAGUGUGUGGUUUUGGAGUUUAUAAAGCAAAACCUUGCUCACCCCCUCAUUACUCUUUUGACAGCUAUCAAAGUGUUAGUUAUUUGAUGCACAAGGUUCAUGUAUUCAACUUGAAAGCCUUAAAACAGGCUCCCAGUGCUCUUUGAAGUACAAACAGUAUUUGAAGAGCAGGCUGUAGAUGAGUCUCUUUUGAUUUCCUAACCAAAUUCAUUGUAACUGAAAAAUACAACUGUAAUUGUGAUGACAUCUCUUUAAAAGAUGAAAGGUACAACGCAUCAGUGAGCCACUAUGUCUCUGAAUGAAAAGGACAAGACUGGGAGACUUUCUGAAAUGUACUUUUUACCUUGUUUAGUCAUUAGAUUGUAACUGAGACUCUAACUGCACUUGUUCCAGUUUGUGUAAUUAGGCUUUGUUCUACGUAAAUUUCUGUUGCAGUUCAUUUCAGUCUAUGCCAAAUAAACUAUGCUUUAUUUGAUACCUA
Messenger RNA from Harpia harpyja (harpy eagle), 6266 nucleotides. It is a transcript of the gene MAP4K5, whose product is annotated as mitogen-activated protein kinase kinase kinase kinase 5. The transcript has 33 exons. Gene Ontology annotation, molecular function: MAP kinase kinase kinase kinase activity; ATP binding. Lineage: Eukaryota; Metazoa; Chordata; Aves; Accipitriformes; Accipitridae. Bases 355 to 2991 code for a protein of 878 amino acids. Gene Ontology annotation, biological process: protein phosphorylation. The record is from RefSeq and is a predicted model, not a curated record.